CAAGACAUAAAUAUAAUGUGUGAGAGAAAAUAUGAUGUUACAGUUAGUUAUCACCGUAUGAUUGGAAGCGGAUUGAAAAACUAAGCAGAAAUCAUGGACUUUGGGGAUGAUGAUGAAAUUAUAGUUCCAAUAUGGAAUGUAGAAGCCGAAGUUCUUCCGUUUGAGGACUACGAUUCACCCGCGCCAAAAAUAACUGUAACACAUGCUGAAUCUUGGGAAAUACUAUACCACGUGUGGUUUAUAUUAGAGUCCCUGCUGGCCGUUAUAUUUUUCUUUGCGAUUACGCGCGUCUUUGGUCAGAAAACGCCGCAUAUAAUUCACCCCGAUUCCAUUAAGCGAUACCUCUACGAAUUCCUAUUUAUUCUUGCGCCUACAGUGUUAUUUGUAAUUGUGCUACAUCAUUAUGUUUAUGCUGUAAUUAUCGUGUUCGCUAUUUCUGUAAUAUACGCAUUAUUUAUGAUUUAUAAAACCAAUGCACAACAACGCUGGUACAUUACGGGUGGUCGCCGACCCUUCAUUUUGACAUUAAAUCGUGCUACAAUCUACUUGAUAACAGCGCUUUGUAUAUUAGCCGAGGAUUUUCAAUGUUUUCCAAAAUAUUUUCAAAUGUCGCAUGGCCAUAGUAUUGGCUUAAAAGAUGCGCUAGCGGGAUUUUAUGUUUUUACAAUGGCGACCGUUGAGCGAAAUAAGAAUAAAAUAUAUGGAGUUAGACGCACUUUAACGGCGCUAGUGCUUUUGUGGUUAGGCGAGUAUGUCGGUUCAAAAUAUAUUAUAUAUAGCCAUGAUGAAAAUGUAUAUGGCGAGCAUUGGAAUAUAUUCGUUACGUUGGCACUGACAAAAUGUAUUGGCACUUUUUACUGUUCUGUGUUUAAGUCACGCAGUAAACAGCUCUAUGUCGGAGGGGUAUUGAAGACUUCGGAUAUACCACGUUAUAGAGACCUUUUGCCUAUGAUUGUAGAGGCAAUAAAUAAGAAUGGAUUUUUAUUUUUCGUGUUAACUAUUUUAAGCGCACGCCUCAAUGUUAUUGUUAAUCCCAUGAUACUGGAUGUUUCCUUAUUACAUCAUUUUAAAUUACGUAUAUCUAUAUAA
Bactrocera neohumeralis is the source of this 1089-nucleotide messenger RNA. RefSeq names its product phosphatidylinositol-glycan biosynthesis class W protein-like. Gene Ontology annotation, molecular function: glucosaminyl-phosphatidylinositol O-acyltransferase activity. The record is from RefSeq and is a predicted model, not a curated record. The coding region runs from base 94 to 1089 and encodes 331 amino acids. Gene Ontology annotation, biological process: GPI anchor biosynthetic process; protein localization to plasma membrane. NCBI's taxonomy places the organism in Eukaryota, Metazoa, Arthropoda, Insecta, Diptera, Tephritidae. The transcript has 3 exons. Gene Ontology annotation, cellular component: membrane; endoplasmic reticulum.